GAUUCAGUGGGCUGAAGACACAGAGGACAGAGGACAAUGUGGAAAGCAGCAGUGCUUUUGUCCCUGCUGCUAUACAUGGACAUGCAGGUGAAUGGUGCCGCAGAUGAGACGACAGCGUCAGUGGCAGAAAACUCCAGACCAGAGAAGAAAGUGAGGACAGAGGAGGCCAAAGCCACUAACACCAUUCCUGCAAGCGACACCGUCUCUUCAGGUUUUCUGGGCAACUUGCUGGUGGUGCCAAUGGAUGGGAGUCGCUGGGUGGAUUCAAAGGCCCUUGCCCAAGAAAUGGGGCGCCGUGGCCACCGGGUCACCGUGGUGAUACCUGAGAUCAGCAUGAGGAUGGGUCCAGGGAAACACUAUGACACUGUGACCUACCCUGUUCCUUAUGACAAGUCCCAUUUAGUUUCUGCCAUGGAUUCAAACAAGGACUUCAUGCAAAAAACUACACAGUCUUUCACGGAGAAGAUAAAAAUGCGAUACUCACAAUUCCAGAAAAUUUCAAGCAUAAUCCACUCCACUGCCGAAAGCCUACUUUUCAAUGCCAGCCUCAUCUCACACCUGGCACAGCAGGAAUUUGAUGCCGUCUUAACAGACCCUGUCGUGCCCACUGGCUCAUUAAUAGCUCGGAAAUUAGGUAUCCCCACCAUUAACCUGCUGAGGGGGAUUCCAUGUUCGCUGGAUACGAAGUCUGCAGGCUGCCCCUCCCCGCCCUCGUAUGUCCCUCGCUUCUUCACCGGAUACAUCGAUAAGAUGAACUUCAAGGAGAGGACUUUCAACACUUUGGUGGCUUUAAUGGAGCCGCUGCUAUGCCAACUGCUGUACUGGCACUUUGACCACAUAGCCUAUCAGUUCCUGGGAGAGGAGGUGGGCAUAGCUGAGGUGCUGUCAGACUCUGCUAUCUGGCUGCUGAGGUUUGACUUCAUACUGGAUGUCCCACGCCCUCUCAUGCCUAACAUGGUACCAGUUGGUGGAAUCAACUGCAACGUGAGAAAUCCUCUGCCGGAAGAUUUGGAGCCCUGGGUGUCAGGAGAGCAUGGGUUUAUAGUGUUCACUCUGGGCAGCAUGAUCUCAGAUAUGCCAGAAGAGAUAACCUUGGUCUUCAUAGAAGCCUUCAGACAGAUUCCACAGAAGGUAAUAUGGAGGUACACUGGACAGGUUCCCGACAAUGUCCCUGAAAAUGUGAAGAUGAUGGAAUGGGUGCCUCAGAAUGACCUACUGGCACAUCCUGGAGCUCGGGCUUUCAUCACACAUGCUGGCUCACAUGGUCUCUUUGAGGGACUGUGUCACGCCGUUCCCAUGGUGAUGGUGCCAGUUGUAGGGGACCAGCCAGACAACGCGCAGAGGAUGGCGAGAAAUGGAGUAGGAGUCGUGCUGGAUAUUACUUCGAUGACAACAGAGAACCUUCUUCAGGGACUGAAGGAUGUCAUCAGUGACACCAGGUAUAAAGAGAAUAUGCAGAAGCUGUCAGCUCUCCAUAAAGACCGACCAGUUGACCCCCUCGACCUUUCAGUGUACUGGACAGAAUUUGUGAUGCGGCACAAAGGGGCAAAACAUCUCAGGUCUGCUGUCCAUGACCUCAACUGGAUCCAGUACUUCUGCCUGGAUGUAAUAGCACUACUGGCUUCUGUAGUGCUGGUUUUUGUAAUACUGAUAGUAAAAUGCUUGAAACUAUGCCUCCGGAAACUGAGCAGGAAGAGGAAGCAGGACUAACCUGGUGCUACAUUUGCACCUUUAUCUCAGCAAUGACACUGUCUGUGAAGGGAGAUUAAAAGCUAAUCAUUGUCAUUAAAAUAUCAGUGCAAAUUAAAGUUGGCUGUAGUUUAAAGGAAUGAGAAGAAUAACGCAAACCAUGGGGUGAUCGGAAAAACAUUUAAUAAACAGAAAAUACAGAAUAUUAUUAGAAUGCAUUAUGGUCUGGGCUUGAGGGACAGUGAUGAGCAUUAGUGGCCCCCUUUCUUUGGAGGGAACAGGGCGUACUCUACAGCCAGAGCAACAGUAAAGGCAGCAAAGCCCCACUUGAAUCCCUUCAGUAGCACAUCAGACAGAGUCACAGCGCGAGCGAAGCCACCUGAGUAUCUCCAAGCCUCGUUACUGCAGAGGGAGAGUGAC
Molecule: messenger RNA, 2109 nt
Organism: Chelmon rostratus (copperband butterflyfish)
Lineage: Eukaryota; Metazoa; Chordata; Actinopteri; Chaetodontiformes; Chaetodontidae
Product: UDP-glucuronosyltransferase 1A1-like
Exons: 9
Coding region: 37-1710 (557 amino acids)
Molecular function (GO): UDP-glycosyltransferase activity
Source: RefSeq, a predicted model, not a curated record